Molecule: messenger RNA, 1751 nt
Organism: Ostrinia furnacalis (Asian corn borer)
Lineage: Eukaryota; Metazoa; Arthropoda; Insecta; Lepidoptera; Crambidae
Exons: 2
Coding region: 69-1673 (534 amino acids)
Molecular function (GO): RNA-DNA hybrid ribonuclease activity; nucleic acid binding
Source: RefSeq, a predicted model, not a curated record
ACUCACUACUUGUGAAACUUAACAAAGGACCACUCUACACGGUUGGAUAUGCAGAUGAUUUGGUAAUUAUGGUAAGGGGCAAGUUCCCAACUAUUGUGACAGACAUCAUGCAAAGAGCCCUCAACACACUGGAAGAGUGGUGUGACAAAAACCACCUCUCGGUGAAUCCGGGAAAAACGAAUGCUAUUGCAUUUACAAAAAUGAGAAAUACAACAGGGCUAGGACAUCUCUACCUUUAUGGUAAACAGAUAACCUGGACCAAUGAAGUGAAAUAUCUAGGGGUAAUCCUAGAUAAGGAACUUACAUGGCGUAAACACCAAGAUACGGUCAUAGCUAAGGCUAUGAGAGUGCUGGGAAUGUGUCGUGGUGCAUACGGGAAGACAUGGGGACUUAGUCCCAGAGUGAUGAGGUGGAUCUAUAUAACUAUGGUGAGACCAAUAAUACUUUAUGGCAGCAUUGUCUGGUGGCCUAGAAUUAGGUUACAGACGUGCAGAACGGCACUGGGCAAAUUGCAAAGAACUGCAUGCCUAGCAAUAACGAGUGCGUUUAGAACUACGCCAACUGCAGCAUUGGAGAUUAUUCUGGGAUUGCCCCCACUGCACUUGGCGCUAGAAGUAGAUGCAAGGAAGGCGCUGCACAGACUGAAGGGGGCGGGACUUUGGAGUACAUCCAAACCUUGCACCAAGCACACAAGGAUGGGGAGCGAUCCUCAAUUAGAUGCAAUAAUGGACAUGGGUUGUGAUACAAUGCAGCCUAGGUACAUGUUUAGCAAGGAUUUCAAAGUGUCUAUACCAACAAGGGAAGACUGGAAAAGAGGACUAAAACGUCAACAAGACAGCCUGAUCUGGUAUACUGACGGCUCCAAGAUGAACUCAGGAACAGGAGCGGGCGUCUACUCCAAACAAUCUGAGCACAGUGAAAGCUUAGGGAGGUUUGCAACAGUGUUUCAAGCUGAAACCUAUGCUAUAAUCAUGUGCGCAGUAAGGAAUAUAGAACAGGCGCAUAAAAAGCGUGACAUUUACAUAUUAAGUGACAGUCAGGCAGCACUCAAAGCCAUUGCCUCAGUGAGGGUUGGAUCCAGACUCGUUCUGGAGGCAAUCUUGGCACUGAAUAAACUUGGAAGGCACAACAGGGUGACCCUCAUGUGGGUACCUGGACAUACUGGAAUCGAAGGCAAUGAGAGAGCCGACAGUCUAGCGAGACAAGGGUCAGAGGCGGCACCUAUUGGGCCAGAGCCGAUAGUGCCCUUAUCUAUGAGCACUUUACACAUGGCCAUGAGGCAAUAUAUAUCCAGGAAGCACAGAGCUGAAUGGGAAAGCUCCAACGGUAUGAGCCACUCCAAACUAUUCCUAGUUGGAAACACAAGAUCAUGGGAAAAGCUCAUACUCAAUGGAAACAGAAGGCAAACCCGAGUGAUCACGGGUGCGCUGACAGGACACUACACUACAAACCACAUGCUCCACAAAAUGGGCCUAACUACGGAUGACAGCUGUCGAGCAUGUGGAGAACAUGCGGAGUCCAUGAAACACCUACUGUGCGAAUGUGACGCGCUAGCUAGAACUAGAAUGGGUCUCCUGGGGUCGGCUUAUCCGACACCAGAAGAAUAUAGGUCCUUCUCACCCAAGCUCCUGAUCCACUAUAUGGAUAGGAUCUUUGCGGAUGAGGGGGGAUAAAGGUAUAGGGAAGCACAAAAGAUCCCAAUGGGUCGACGUGCACUGCGCUCAUGCGCGGCCCUAAAUAAGAUAAGAUAA